Messenger RNA from Colletotrichum truncatum, 1179 nucleotides. The record is from RefSeq and is a predicted model, not a curated record. Lineage: Eukaryota; Fungi; Ascomycota; Sordariomycetes; Glomerellales; Glomerellaceae.
AUGGCAUCCCCUGUCGUUAAGUUGACUCUAUGCGUUUUCAGCGUCUUGGGCGUUGCGCAGUUAUGGGGCCGCACACUUGUCGAUGGCACCUUGAACAACCUCUUGUCAGCUUUACACGGUCCACACCCGUAUCUGCUUCCUGGCACGCAUGCACAACUGAGGUCCAGCUUCACCGGUGUAUUCCCUGUCGACUACCUGCUCCGCAUAUUAGUUGUCUUCUUUUGGGAGGUAGCUGACGGCUCGCACCCCACAUCGUCGGCCAUUGGACUGUACUUCCUCGGUCAAUAUUUCUCCGUCCUGUUGGUCUUCUACCUGGAUCACGCUCGACACAGCAACGGAAAUAAGCCCGAUUUCGUCCGACCGACUUUGUGGUUAAUUCUGUUCCAAGCCACCGGAAUUGGGUGCGCGGGACCGCUUUGGGCAAUCUUGCAUCUAAGAGCUUCCGCUGAUAACACCUCAGUUGGCUGGUCAUCUCUGAAAGACGCGCAGCUAGCCUCUAUGAUAUCCCCACAUGUUCCCUGUUUCAUCCUGGCUGCCCUCGUUGUGGGUUAUGCCUCCACAGCAUCACUGAUGCUACUGCCCUCCCCCCACGUCCUCUCUCACAGCUCGAAACAAAUCGCGCUGGUCCUAUGGAACGUGUUUCCUGUCUGGGUUCUUGUCGUAAUGAUAGGACUCCAGGCUGUGUUUCCGCUAGCACAUGGCGCAAAGUCAAACGUUGGCUCUCGCAAAGAGAGCGACGCCGCCCCACAAGAGACGCACCGUCGUCACAUUGCCAACGUCAGCCUGGUUUAUGCCCCUGCACUCAUCGUCAGCCUGCACUCACACAUUGCGGUCUUGACGGUUUCCAUUUCAACGUGCCUAUUCCCAGCCCUCUUCCGCUCGGAAUACCUAGCCUAUUUGAGGCCUUCAGAGGUGUUCGUUCCACCACUGGCUAUUACUAUUGGUCAGACUACCGGAGAUGGCACGCGAAGCUUCAUGCUAUGGGAUCAAAUUUUCGGAUAUGGCACGGUCAUGAUGGUCAUGCUGUUGCGACUCCAAGCCGCAGCCAGUGCGGCUGGACGCCCUCUAGGCUGGGUCAAGCUGGUUGCAGCGACGCUGCUGGCGUCACUUGUUGUGGGACCAGGCAGCACUUGCUUACUGAUCAGCUGGCUCAGGGAUAUCUUGUUAUUCGUCCAGUAA